CACCGGGGCACCAUCCACUCACCCGGAAGGAGAAGCCGAGACCGGCUAUAUGGUGGGGUUCUGGCGGUGUCGCUGUGGGGAGUGGGUGCUGCUCUCAGGGGCCAGCCCGGAUCAUUUGUUGGCAGUACAUAUUGGCUGAAGUCAGGUUUCAUUUCAAGAUGUGUUCUUCCAAUGGGCUUUUGGUGUAGGAUGUUGGAGAACCAAGAGCAGGAGGAGGUGAUCACUGUGCGUGUUCAGGACCCCCGUGUGCAGAAUGAGGGCUCCUGGAAUUCUUAUGUGGAUUAUAAGAUAUUCCUCCAUACCAACAGCAAGGCCUUUACUGCCAAGACAUCCUGUGUGCGUCGCCGCUACCGUGAGUUUGUGUGGCUGAGAAAGCAGCUACAGAGAAAUGCUGGUUUAGUGCCUGUACCUGAACUUCCUGGGAAGUCAACCUUCUUUGGCAGCUCAGAUGAGUUCAUUGAGAAGCGACGACAAGGUCUGCAGCACUUCCUCGAAAAGGUCCUGCAGAGUGUUGUUCUCCUGUCAGACAGCCAGUUACACCUCUUCUUGCAAAGCCAGCUCUCAGUGCCUGAGAUAGAAGCCUGUGUCCAGGGCCGAAGCCCCAUGACCGUUUCUGAUGCCAUUCUUCGCUACGCUAUGUCCAACUGUGGCUGGGUCCAGGAAGAGAGGCAGGGUUCUUCUCACUCGGCUAAAGGAGACCAGCCUAAGAGUUGCUGCUUUCUUCCAAGAUCAAGCAGGAGGAGCUCUCCGUCACCUCCUCCUGAGGAAGAAAAGGACCAUUUUGAGGUGUGGGCUCCCGUUGUUGACUCUGAGGCUCCUUCUUUGGAAAGCCCCGCUCUCCCACCCCCUACCUCACCCUCAUGCUGUGAUUCUGCAAGACCUGAUGAGGGACCCUCUGCUCCUCAGCCUGUGAGGAGAGCCGAAGGAGGGGACCAUGCUGUGCCUUUGGAUCCUGGACAGUUAGAAACAGUUUUGGAAAAGUGAGCUCUGGUCCGAGCUCUGGGUUCUGCUCCGAGGUGGAUGGAGAAGAUGCAGGCAAGGAAUCUUACUUGGGUGGGAUUGGGCACAGGGCAAGUGUUGGAGAGGUUGGACUGCUAAGUGUCGAACUUCUGCUUGGGUUGGUUGUACAGAGGUCGGUCACAAAUCCUCAAGCUUCCUCCACAGGAGUAAACACUGUGUGGAUGUUUAUAAGUUAAGCAGAAGGCCCAGGGGCUGUUGUUGGUUUUGAACAGAAUCCUGUGUUUACUAUCUUGGGAGCUGAGUUUCUUUAGACGUUUGUUAAUGGGCCCAGGAGCACUGCCUCAGGUGACUGGUUUUGGAGACCUGUAAGUGGCGGCUUUUAAGCUGCUGCAUUGAAUAUUGUCCCAAGAAAAAUGCUUAUGUAGCUGUAUUCCCACUGGCUCUGUUUUUGCUGCAGGCACUGGAGCAUUUUGUUUCCAGGAGGCUGGCCCCUUCUCUACCUCCUUGCAUGGACAGGGUGGUGAAUAUUUAUUCUCUCACCUCCUUGCUUUUCCUCCACUCAUUCCAAUGGACGGAGAGGUGCUGUGACUCCUGUUGCUGGGGUUCCCUGCAUAUCCCAAGACUUCAGCCUGGCUUUGUGGAGCCCGAGACCAAUAAAAUAGCUCAUGGCCAGCCGUGAAAGAGAAGAGGUCGUUUGCAGACAGUGGAAAGUUAACAGCUUGAGGAGCUUUGUUUUGGAAAAGGCUGUUCUGGGCUGUCACUGUCUUUUAUGGUUAUAAAGCAGAGACGUGAUCAUUUUUUCUGUAGGGGUAUCAUGGAUUCUGUUUUUUUUCAAAUCCUUUUCUUCUCCCUUAGUAACAGCUCCCUGCCCCUAGGGCUUCAGCCACCACAGUGUCCCUCUGCUGUGUUGCAGGGAGGCCGUAUGUUCGGUCCAAUGGGGUGCAAGGGCUUUGUUUCUGCCUGGAGAGAGGACUCUGGGGAUGGAGAUGAGGAACAACACGCCUUCCUUCAGACAAUGAGGCAUUCUGCCCUCCUGCUGCCAUAAUUCCUCUCCGCUGAGAGCCGGAGCCUGUAGGAGAUGAGUGCUGCCAGCAUUCUGCAUUGCUCUGCACUUAGGUUUGUGUGUGGUUCUUCUUCUUGCCCUCUCCUCCCUCCUCUGACCAUCCCACCCUGUCUGUGGGCUCUUUUACUACCAGCCUAUGCUGUGGGACUGUCAUGGCAUUUAGUUCGGAGUUGAGGGGUUUUGGCCUGAAAUAAAAUUCAACUAUUUAA
This is a messenger RNA of Pteropus alecto (black flying fox), 2232 nucleotides long. RefSeq names its product sorting nexin 11 (gene SNX11). Gene Ontology annotation, biological process: intracellular protein transport. Gene Ontology annotation, molecular function: phosphatidylinositol binding. The transcript has 9 exons. Bases 172 to 984 code for a protein of 270 amino acids. NCBI's taxonomy places the organism in Eukaryota, Metazoa, Chordata, Mammalia, Chiroptera, Pteropodidae. The record is from RefSeq and is a predicted model, not a curated record.